Messenger RNA from Lactuca sativa (garden lettuce), 1362 nucleotides. Its product is annotated as exosome complex component RRP4 homolog. NCBI's taxonomy places the organism in Eukaryota, Viridiplantae, Streptophyta, Magnoliopsida, Asterales, Asteraceae. Gene Ontology annotation, cellular component: cytoplasmic exosome (RNase complex); nuclear exosome (RNase complex). The record is from RefSeq and is a predicted model, not a curated record. Gene Ontology annotation, biological process: CUT catabolic process; poly(A)-dependent snoRNA 3'-end processing; U4 snRNA 3'-end processing. Gene Ontology annotation, molecular function: RNA binding.
AGACGACGACCUGAGGCCUUACUCUCGUUCUCUCACAGAUACUCAUACUCCUCUCGCACAACUCUCGUUCGCGUUCUCAACUGCAGACGACGAAGACACAGCGACCGGCCGCGACCUCCUGCUUCAGCCUACGACUUUCUCUUCCUGCUUCGAUUCAAACACAAUUGAAGAGAUGAGAGGCAUUGAGCUAUCAUUGAAUCAAACACAGAAACUAAGGCUGCAAAGAGCACUGGAACUGUUGGAAUCUCUGUCUUCGGGAACCAAUUCUGAUGCUUCAGUCACUGUCGCCGAUUCUAUCCCUGUUAACCAAGAAGAUGGUGUUCUCAAGGGUCAUGGGACGACAGAGCUUGAGGGUGAGGUCGUGGCAACCGUGUGUGGAGUAAUUGAACGUGUAAAUAAAUUGGUCUAUGUUCGCACUUUGAGAGCCAGGUAUAAGCCUGAGGUUGGUGAUAUCAUAGUAGGCCGUGUUCUUGAGGUUGCUCCAAAGCGGUGGAGAUUGGAGAUUAAUUUUAGCCAAGAUGCGGUAUUGAUGCUUUCUUCAAUGAAUUUGCCUGAUGGAAUCCAGAGGCGACGGACUGCAGUUGAUGAGCUCAACAUGCGUAGCAUUUUUGAAGAGAAUGAUGUCAUUUGUGCUGAAGUCCGUGAUUUCAUGCGUGAUGGUAGUCUACAACUGCAAGCAAGGAGCCAGAAAUAUGGAAAGCUAGAAAGGGGUCAGAUGCUGACAGUGUCUCCAUAUCUAGUAAAGAGGCGCAAACAGCAUUUCCAUCAUCUACAACAGUAUGGAAUCGACCUCAUACUUGGUUGUAAUGGCUUCAUCUGGGUUGGUGAACAUGUUGAAACUAAAGAUAACAUGGUGGAAGACGAACUGAUUAAACCCCCAAACAAAUCCCAAACAACCCUUGAAGAACAAGAACAAGCAUACACUCCGUUAGAAACCAGGCAAAACAUAUGUAGGAUUGCAAAUGCUAUCAGGGUGUUGUCUACAUUGGGUUUUAGCAUUACACUUGAUGUGAUUCAGGAGGUUGUUGAUAUGAGCAGCUCCAAGGGUCUGAAUAUACACGAGAUGCUCGCUGCUGAGUUUUCUGUUUUGGUUGCUGAAAGAGAAGCUGAGCGAAGAAGCUCCUCAACCUCAACUCGAAGAAAACGAUAGAUUCAUAUCAUAUAUCAUAUAUAUGUAUGGCCAUUAAGUAGUUUCUACUCCUUACUCCUUAAUAGAAAGUAAUCUGUAUCAUUACCGUUGAAGGAUUUGUUGGGUUGUGGAUUGUGUAUCAACUUGAAUUUUUACCCUUUUCUUUCUCAGCUGUCACAAUUUUGUUUCUUCUAGCAUUUGCAUUUCAUGAAAAUUAUAACACAAUUUAUAUC